Hibiscus syriacus is the source of this 1190-nucleotide messenger RNA. RefSeq names its product dehydration-responsive element-binding protein 3-like. NCBI's taxonomy places the organism in Eukaryota, Viridiplantae, Streptophyta, Magnoliopsida, Malvales, Malvaceae. The transcript has a single exon. The coding region runs from base 190 to 945 and encodes 251 amino acids. The record is from RefSeq and is a predicted model, not a curated record. Gene Ontology annotation, biological process: regulation of DNA-templated transcription. Gene Ontology annotation, molecular function: DNA-binding transcription factor activity; DNA binding.
UUGGGAAACGAUGGGGGCACAAAAAAUAUUACCUAAUAGCAUCUCUCUUGUUCUUCCCUUUAAAGUGUUUAAUUUUUCUCUUUCUAAUAGCCCACACGCUCUUCAUUCAAUAACGUUACCUCAAACCCCAUCCCUUUGCAUAGUGGAAUAGAAAGAAGAAAAAAAGCUGCUUAUAGAAGAAAGCCUCCAAUGGCUGAACCGCAACAUUCAGAAACGGAGAGCAGCUCGAAUUCAGCCUCUUCGCUGCCGUUAUCACCUUCGUCUCCGAGUUUGGCUCGCUCGACGGAGACCCUAAACCGCAAAUCCGAAACCGCAGCUUCGGAUGGUAAUAAAAAGAUGAAGAGAGUGAGGGAUUCGAACAAGCACAGCGUUUACCACGGCGUCCGGAUGCGGAGCUGGGGGAAAUGGGUGUCCGAAAUCCGGGAGCCACGUAAAAAAUCCCGCAUUUGGCUCGGCACUUUCCCUACGCCGGAAAUGGCAGCUCGUGCACAUGAUGUAGCCGCGUUAAGCAUCAAAGGCAACUCAGCUAUCCUCAACUUCCCCGAACUCGCUGACUCGUUACCUCGACCCGUGUCUUUGGCACCACGCGACGUCCAAGCCGCGGCAGCGAAAGCUGCACAGAUGAACAAAUUCGACUCCCCAUCACCAUCUUCCACUUCAACACUGUCAUCUUCGUCGUCACUAUCGUCUUUGGUUUCUCAGAUGGACUUAUCUUCAGGGUCGGACGAGUUAAGCGAGAUAGUCGAGCUGCCGAGCCUCGGGACUAGUUACGACUCCGUCGAGUUUAAAAACGAGUUCGUUUUCAUGGACUCGGUGGAUGGUUGGUUUUCCCCUCCACCAUGGCUGCAAAAUAUGGAAGACUGUGAGUAUGAUUGUGAUCAAUUACUAGCUCCAGAAACUAUUUUACAACAUGGUUUUGAAGAAGGUUUGCUAUGGGAUUAUUAGUGUUCUUUCCUUCUUUGUUUCUGAAUCUCUGAUUGUGAUUUGUGACUGAGUGUGAAUCUUUUUCUUUUCUGGUUUUAAGCCUUUUUUCUUUUUCUUUGAAGGGCUAAACCUCUCUCUUUCUCCAUGUUACCUAUCCCUGUAUAGUGUAUAAAGUGGGAAGAAGAAGAUGAAUAAUAUCAUAAAUUCCUUCCCUUUUGCUUGUUGCAAAACACAAGUUUGAAUUCCAACAACGGGAAUUCUAUGCC